Molecule: messenger RNA, 1627 nt
Organism: Phymastichus coffea
Lineage: Eukaryota; Metazoa; Arthropoda; Insecta; Hymenoptera; Eulophidae
Product: zinc finger matrin-type protein 2
Exons: 6
Coding region: 492-1100 (202 amino acids)
Biological process (GO): mRNA splicing, via spliceosome
Cellular component (GO): U4/U6 x U5 tri-snRNP complex; spliceosomal complex
Molecular function (GO): nucleic acid binding; zinc ion binding
Source: RefSeq, a predicted model, not a curated record
CCGGCGCUCGAGAUAAUUGGUGAUUCCUUUGCCAGCUCCUCGUGGCAACUACUUAGUUGCUCUAGCGCUAAGAGAAUAACUCAUUUCAGACAAUAUUUGAAUUCCCACAGCUCUGGGAGAACAAACACAGUCGUGCCAAGCAGCUUUCUACAUACAACUAUACUGCGCACCGUGCGUACAACUAUACUGCGCAACGUACGCACUGCGCAGUAAACGCAAUGCGCAGUAGCUAGUCACAACACAACAAAACCUCAAAUAUAAUCUAGAAAGUUAUUAUUCACGUCAAAAUAAAUUUAUCUAUAUUUAUACAAAUAUUCACAGUUGUAACUGAUUAUCCAUUUGUCAAUUUAAAAAAUGUGGUGAAGCUAACCAGGCGAAACUGAUCAAGAUUGAAAUUAUUUAAGUAACACAACGUAUAACCAUUAAUAGAAAAGAAUUUUCAGCAUCAUUAAAUUGUUGAGAGCUAUAAAACUUUGAAAAUUUACUUCAAAAUGUCUAUGCGACCUGAUGAUCACAGAAGAAAAUGGAAUCGAGAGGAGUACGAAAGGCUUGCUCUGCAGAGGUUGCAGGAAGAAAUUGCAGAAGAGGAAUUAGGUAUUCCAAAACAACCAGCUGUUAAAAGAGAACUUUUAAAACAAAGAGAUUACAAAGUUGAUUUAGAAUCAAAACUUGGUAAAAGUGUGGUGAUCAAUAAAAAUACACCUUCUUCUCAGAGUGGCGGGUACUACUGCAAUGUUUGUGACUGUGUAGUAAAAGAUUCUAUAAACUUCUUAGAUCACAUAAAUGGGACCAAACAUCAACGAAAUUUGGGUAUGUCAAUGAAAAUUGAACGAUCCACGCUUGAGCAAGUUAAAGCACGGUUUGCAGCUAAUAAGAAAAAACUUGAAGAAAAAAAGAAAGAUUAUGACUUGGAGCAGCGAGUCAAAGAAUUAAAAGAAGAAGAAGAGAAAAUGAAAGAAUAUCGAAGAGAAAAGAAAAAAGAUAGAAAAAGAAAAAUUGAGGAAACUAAAGAUGAUGAUGACGAUGAAGAUGGUGGACCAGUAGAUGAGAUGGCUGCAAUUAUGGGAUUUUCUGGUUUUGGAUCAUCAAAAAAAAAGUGAACUUGUAAAUAAAUUCAUGAAAAUCAAAAAAAUGAAACAAAUUGAGUUGACUAUUACAAUGCAAGUUCAAUGAUUAUACUUGCAUCCUUUGAGAUAUAUUCAAAUGUAUCAAGACAAUUGUUUUUUCGUUCUCAUAGAUAUUCAGUUACAUUUCUUUAGUUUUCUUUCAAUUCACAUUCUAUUUGUUUCAUUGGAUAUUUUUAGAUUAAAUUAUCAUGUUAGAAUCUUUUUAAUGUAAUUUAAUUACAUACAAUUAAGUUGCAAGUUUAUUAAUUUUAAUUUCACUAGAUCAAAUUUUUGUAAAGUUUACAAAGAAACAAUUAUCGAUUAUUAUCAUGUGCAACUGUACUAUAAUAAAUUACUUAUUUCACAUGAUUAACAUUAUAUUGAUUUGUUAAGUGAUUUUAGAAUUACAAAUAAUGUAGGAAAAGUCUUUAAUAAAUGAACUUACCAUUAAGUAUUAAAAAUAGUGAAUAAAAGUGAUCGCAAUUUUCAAAUUUGUUUUAGCUAAUCUAAUAUACCAAUAA